Molecule: messenger RNA, 1767 nt
Organism: Emys orbicularis (European pond turtle)
Lineage: Eukaryota; Metazoa; Chordata; Testudines; Emydidae
Gene: SYN3
Product: synapsin III
Exons: 13
Coding region: 1-1767 (588 amino acids)
Biological process (GO): neurotransmitter secretion
Cellular component (GO): synaptic vesicle membrane; synaptic vesicle
Molecular function (GO): ATP binding
Source: RefSeq, a predicted model, not a curated record
AUGAAUUUCCUCCGAAGGCGCCUCUCGGACAGUAGUUUUGUGGCCAACUUGCCCAAUGGCUAUAUGAUGGAUCUGCAGCGUCCUGAUAACUCCACUAGCUCUCCAGGUUCUCCAGCAACUGAGAGGAAGCAACAGCAACAGCCAUCUCAGCCAUCACCCUCUUCCUCUUCUGGAACCAGUAUUUUCAGUUCCAUCUCCAGUGCCAUGAAGCAGACCACACAAGCAGCUGCAGGACUGAUGGAGCACUCGGCAAGCCCUGCUCCUGUGGCUCAGAAACCCAAGAUCCUUUUGGUGAUUGAUGAUGCUCACACGGAUUGGGUCAAGUAUUUCCAGGGGAAGAAGGUGAAUGGAGAAUUUGAGAUCAGAGUGGAACAGGCUGAGUUCUCAGAGCUGAACCUGGCUGCUUACGUUACUGGUGGCUGCAUGGUGGACAUGCAGGUCAUGAGGAACGGCACCAAGGUAGUAAGGUCCUUUAAGCCUGACUUUGUUCUGGUUCGACAACAUGCAUACAGCAUGGCGCUAGGAGAGGACUUCCGCAGCCUCAUCAUUGGCCUGCAGUAUGGCGGAGUCCAUAGUGUCAACUCCCUUUACUCCAUCUAUAACUUCUGCAGCAAGCCCUGGGUGUUCUCUCAGCUAAUUAAAAUCUUCAACUCGCUGGGUCCUGAGAAGUUCCCCCUUGUGGAGCAAACAUUCUUCCCAAGCCAUAAGCAGAUGCUCACAACCCCAAAUUUCCCUGUCGUGGUCAAGCUGGGACAUGCUCAUGCUGGAAUGGGGAAGGUAAAAGUUGAGAACCAGUAUGACUUCCAGGACAUGGCCAGCGUGGUUGCCAUGGCGAAAACCUACGCCACCACUGAGGUGUUCAUCGACUCCAAGUACGACAUCCGAAUCCAGAAAAUCGGCAGCAAUUACAAAGCUUACAUGAGGACAUCCAUCUCUGGAAACUGGAAGGCAAACACAGGUUCUGCCAUGCUGGAGCAGAUCGCAAUGACAGAGAGGUACAGACUCUGGGCGGACUCCUGCGCCGAGAUGUUUGGAGGCCUCGAUAUUUGUGCCGUCAAAGCUGUCCACAGCAAAGAUGGGAAGGACUAUAUCAUUGAGGUGAUGGAUAGCUCGAUGCCCCUGAUAGGGGAGCACGUGGAGGAGGACACACAGCUCGUAGCUGAUCUGGUUGUCUCCAAAAUGACUCAACUUCUUGUGACUGCAGGAUCUACCCCCUCACCUCCGAGGCCUUGGGUAAGACCACAACAAGUCCAGCCUCAGUCAAUGAAAUCACAGAUGCAGCCUCAGCCUGGACCUCAGCUUGGACAACCGCCCCAACCACGGCCACCUCCUCAAGGGGGUCCACGCCAGCCUCAGGGAUCUCAGCCUCCACGGACUGGAGCACCUCCACAACAACGGCUCUCUCCUCAGGGCCAGCAGCCCCAAAGUCCCCAGUCUAGCUCACCUCAGCAGCAGAGGUCGCCUGGAUCCCCCCAGCUAACACGAUCUUCCACUGGAACCUCCCCAGUCCAGGCCUCCAAGCCGGGCAUCUUCCCACCACAGCAGCCUAGACCCCCUGCCCAAGGACGGGCUCCUGCUCAACAAGGCCUUGGUGAAACACCCAAGCAGCAGGCCUCCCCACAUCCACACCUGAACAAAUCCCAGUCCCUGACGAACACCUUCAGCAUAUCUGAAUCAUCACAACGGGGAAACGCCAACGAAGAUGAGGCAAAAGCUGAAACCAUCCGCAACCUGAGGAAGUCUUUUGCUAGCCUGUUUUCUGAUUAA